Molecule: messenger RNA, 1415 nt
Organism: Drosophila mojavensis
Lineage: Eukaryota; Metazoa; Arthropoda; Insecta; Diptera; Drosophilidae
Product: pupal cuticle protein 36a
Exons: 1
Coding region: 83-1180 (365 amino acids)
Source: RefSeq, a predicted model, not a curated record
AUUUGGGAACAUCAGUUGAGUUUUGUCUAGACCAGGCAGCGCACGCACUUAUCCAUAUCCGUAUCCAGUUCAGUUCAAAGAGAUGAAGCUCUUCGUUUGCAUUGUGGUUGCCGUGCUGGCGCUCGGUGCGCCCGCCCAGGCCUUCCUGGGCGCCAAGCUGGCCUUGCUGAAGGCCAUUACCGGUGGUGGCAGCGGCGGCGGCGGCGGUGGUGGCGGUGGCUACGGCGGCGGCUAUGGCAGCGGCGGCUACUCCGGCGGAUACAACCAGGGCUACUACACACAGUCCAGCCGUCCAGUCUAUAGCUCAGGCGGCGGUGGUUAUGGCGGUGGCUACGGCGGUGGUUAUGGCGGUGGCUAUGGCGGCGGCUAUGGCGGCGGUGAACAAGUCAUCAAGGUCAUCAAAGUGAUUGAGCAGCCUCAGAGCUAUGCUCGUUCCAGUGGCGGCUAUGGCGGUGGCUAUGGCGGUGGCUAUGGUGGUGGUUAUGGCGGUGGUUAUGGCGGUGGCUAUGGCGGCGGCAGCAGCAGCAGCUAUGCCUCUUCCAACAGCUACGCAAGUGCCGCUCCCGUGCAGACCAUCCAGACCAGCGCUGUGGCUCAGGCCGUGCCAGCCAUAAGCUACUCCGCUCCCGCACCAGCGCCAGUGACCUAUUCCGCUCCGGCACCACAGCCCGCUCCGAUUACGUACUCGGUGCCCGCACCACAGCCCGCUCCGAUUACCUACUCGGUGCCCGCACCACAGCCGGUGGUGCGCGUGCAGCCAGCACCAGUGACAUACAGCGUGCCAGCACCACAGCCGGUGGUGCGCGUGCAGCCAGCUCCAGUCUCAUAUUCAGUGCCCGCACCACAGCCGGUGGUGAACGUGCAGCCAGCUCCAGUCUCAUAUCCAGUGCCCGCACCACAGCCCGUGUCGCGCCAAUACGUGAAGACCAUCAAGGUCAUUGUCGACGAUGCCAACAGCGGCACCAACCACCUGCCCAGCCCAGUCUACGGACCGCCCGCGGGCGCUGGCAGCGGCUGGAACGGUGGCUGGAACAACGGUGGUGCCAGCUACAGCAAUGCUGGCUGGAACAACGGUGGUGCCAGCUACAGCAAUGCUGGCUGGAACAACGGUGGUGCCAGCUACAACAACGGCGGCUGGAAGAGCGGCGGCAUCUGGGAGAAAUUGGCGUCCGGCUGCUAGGCAGCUCAGCAGCUGCCACACCCUUAUCCCCCACGCCCCCACGAGCUUGCUACACUAACUGCCCACGAUCUAUGUAUAUCUACUCAACUGUUUAAAAUUAUUAAUCUUUUUUUUUUUAGUUUUAAAUACAUUAUCGAAUAAAUGUUCUCCCAAAUUGCUCGUCUUCUCAACUCUGUGUAAAUAGUAUAAAACGAGAAUAAAAGUCAGCUCAUUGUGCAAUAUCCUCAAAACCAAA